Molecule: messenger RNA, 732 nt
Organism: Leptosia nina
Lineage: Eukaryota; Metazoa; Arthropoda; Insecta; Lepidoptera; Pieridae
Source: the annotation of a GenBank genome assembly
AUGUUGUGCCAAGUUCUAGUUUUCUUUUUAGCUGUCUGGAGUGUUUCGUCUCUGGGUUUGCCUGAUUACAUCAAGUCGUGCUCCAGAAAUGAUCCAAAUUUGAACAUAUGUGCCUUGAAAUCAGCUAAUGAUUCAAUUCACCAAUUCUCCUUGGGAGAUCCCGAGAGGCUCAUGCCUUCUUUAGAUCCCUUAUAUGUUGCUGAAAUGAGGGUACAUGUCCCUGACAAAAAUGGCUUAAGAAUUGUCUUCAAAGAUAAUUAUUUCAAGGGUUUCUCGAAGCUACAACUUGUGGAUUUAAGAUUCGACCUGGACAAAAAAUUUAUAAUAGCGGAUGCAUUGGUUAAUCUUGAUGUAAAGAACGUAUAUGAGAUCAGCGGAAAGAUUCUGCUUUUGCCGAUACGGUCUAGUGGUGACGCUUCCAUUAAAUUAAAAAAUACUCUUUUACACCUCCAAAUAUGGUAUGAACAUGUUACUAAAGAUGAUGGUCAAAUCCAUUGGAAUAUCACAAAACACAGUGUUAAGUUUGAAAUGGAAAGAGCUACGUUUAAGUUGGAUAAUCUAUUUAAAGAUAAAGCUAUAGGUGAUCAAAUCAACAAGCUCAUUAAUGAAAUGUGGAGGGAAGUUGUGGCUGAAGUUGGUCCAUCGAUUUGUGAAUAUCUCACAUCGUCAGUUUUAAACAAUUUAUCGAUUUUGUUCAAACAAGUACCGUAUGAACAACUUAUGCCUGAAUAA